Magallana angulata is the source of this 2019-nucleotide messenger RNA. Its product is annotated as protein arginine N-methyltransferase 1-like. The record is from RefSeq and is a predicted model, not a curated record. Gene Ontology annotation, biological process: peptidyl-arginine methylation. The transcript has 10 exons. NCBI's taxonomy places the organism in Eukaryota, Metazoa, Mollusca, Bivalvia, Ostreida, Ostreidae. Bases 16 to 1173 code for a protein of 385 amino acids. Gene Ontology annotation, cellular component: nucleus. Gene Ontology annotation, molecular function: protein-arginine N-methyltransferase activity.
UUUGCGUCGGGAUCAAUGUCCAAAAAUAUUUGCGAAAGUACGCAAAAAUUGAUGACGCAUACACGCGCUACACACAAAGGUUUCAAAAUGGCAGAACACAUGGAGCAGACAUCAGUAACCACCACCUCGGAGUCUGAAUGCUCUACCAAGCCCAAGGAGACCCCUGGCUCGGUCCCUGUGGAGGAGAUGACCUCAAAGGACUACUACUUCGAUUCCUAUGGACAUUUCGGAAUUCAUGAGGAAAUGUUAAAAGAUGAGGUGAGGACUCUAACCUACAGGAACUCCAUGAUUUACAACAAGCACCUGUUCCGGGGGAAGGUGGUGUUGGACGUCGGAUGUGGAACAGGGAUCCUCUCCAUGUUCGCAGCUAAAGCUGGAGCUGCUAAAGUCAUAGGGAUUGAAUGUUCCAGCAUCAUAGAGUACGGCCAGAAAAUAGUAGCAGAGAAUAAUUACAGCAAUGUCGUGACUCUAGUGAAGGGGAAGGUAGAGGAAGUGGAGCUUCCUGACGGAAUAGACAAGGUGGACAUCAUCAUCAGUGAGUGGAUGGGCUACUGUCUGUUCUACGAGUCCAUGUUACAGACUGUCAUCUACGCACGCGACAAGUGGCUGAAACCUGGUGGUCUGAUUUUCCCAGACCGAGCCACUCUGUAUGUAGCUGCCAUAGAGGACAGACAGUAUAAAGAUGACAAGAUUAACUUCUGGGACAAUGUGUAUGGGUUUGACAUGAGUGCCAUUAGGAAGGUGGCUAUCUCAGAACCACUUGUGGAUGUAGUGGAUCCAAAACAGGUGGUGACUAACUCCUGUCUAGUCAAGGAAGUGGACAUCUACACAGUACAGGAAGCAGACCUGGAGUUCUCGGCUCCGUUCCACCUCCAGUGUCGGAGGAACGACUACGUCCAUGCACUUAUCACAUUCUUCAACAUAGAAUUCACCAAGUGUCACAAAAGGACUGGAUUCUCUACAGCCCCAGAGGCCCCCUAUACCCACUGGAAACAGACUGUGUUUUACUUUGACCAGCUGGACUUGACAGUGAAGAAGGGAGAGGAAAUCCAAGGCUCAGUGAAUGUCAAACCCAACAAAAGCAACAAGCGUGAUCUAGACUUUACCAUUGAAGUCGACUUUAAGGGAGAACUCUCAGAAAUGAAAGAGACCAUGCAAUACAAAAUGCGCUAAUAAGAUGGUGGGGAAUUCCCGUGGUAACCACUCUUGAGCUCCCUCUAAUGAGAGGAAAGGCCCAGAGCCCAGAUUACACAACUUUUUAACAGACUGCCGCCUGUAUAAUGCUGUAGGCGUCAUGUUCUGUGAUUAUUUGUUUGUGAACUAUAAUGUUUUAUCUGAAUCAAAUGAUUCAGUAUGUAUAAUUGAUCAAAGCAAUUUAUAACAAAUUUUAGAAUAACAAUUUAGAAAUGUUCAGUCAGUGCAUGGACCAAACUUUUUUUUUGUGCAUAUGUUAAUCUGUACUGACUGCAUUUUUUUUUUUUAAUCAAAUUUUGCCUCUUGUAUAUUACAUCUUAACAUAAUUUCAUAUUUUGGUCAGUUUAGUUUUGAGUUACAAUGUAGUAAGCAAGUUACAAAGUUAAAUAUAAGCUUAUAAAUUCCGAGACUUAGUCUCCAGAUGGUGCGAGAUAUGGCACGUGGGGAAUGAUCUAGUUAGCCUCUACAGGACCAAAGUCGCUGUAGCCAGAGAAAAACUGUGUACAGGAUUAUUUUCGCCCCCAAAAACGAUAAAAUAGUUAUUCUUGCGACAUCAUUAUUAAGUGCAAGAGAUUUCACCCCAUUUUUAAAUUCACUUGAACAUGAAACAACUUGCAUCAUUAUAUUAUCCCCCUUUUUCAAAUCCCCCAAUGACAAAAAAGGGAGAGAAAAGGAAGUUCUGAUGGGAGGAAGUAAGGCUGUACAGAGUAUCACUGUUGUGAGAUUACCUUUUAUUUGUUACUGUAAUAGGCGUUUCUUUACGUCAUCACUUAACAGGCUUUUGUGGCCCCGGUGCCACACAGAAUAAAUCACUGCUAAAAACAA